This is a messenger RNA of Sodiomyces alkalinus F11, 393 nucleotides long. RefSeq lists its product as hypothetical. The coding region runs from base 1 to 393 and encodes 130 amino acids. Lineage: Eukaryota; Fungi; Ascomycota; Sordariomycetes; Glomerellales; Plectosphaerellaceae. The record is from RefSeq and is a predicted model, not a curated record. The transcript is spliced from 6 exons.
AUGGCCCUCUUCAAAGAUUUCGAGGCACUUCAUAGUUUCAACGUGGAAAAACCUUCCUCGACAGUUUUGCUUACCGUCUUUCUCACUGUGGUUUCUCACUCGGCCGAGUUCAGUGUUAUGCGAGAUCUCAAGGUUCCGACGAAUGACCAUGGCCACGAUAUAUGUACUGCGACUCCUGCUUCGUACAACAUCAAGUGCCUUAGUCAGGGCUCUGCGCAUGCGAAUAUCUUCACCUGGGUGUUCUAUAUCAACUGCCGUGGCACUGAUCCCUCCCCCAAUGAGUGUACUCCGCAGGCCCUCGGGUUUAUGAUGCACAGCGCCCAGGAGAAUUCCCAGUGCCACUCGUCAAUAUCGGCCUUGGUUGUCCAAACCCAGCAUCACAGAGCCGGGUGA